Molecule: messenger RNA, 8138 nt
Organism: Oncorhynchus nerka (sockeye salmon)
Lineage: Eukaryota; Metazoa; Chordata; Actinopteri; Salmoniformes; Salmonidae
Gene: klhl17
Product: kelch-like family member 17
Exons: 12
Coding region: 6329-8104 (591 amino acids)
Molecular function (GO): protein binding
Source: RefSeq, a predicted model, not a curated record
UGUGUAGCGACCCGCACAGACAGCUGUGUGUUAUGUGUUAGGCUAGGAGGUGGUUGUGUUGUACUGACCAGUACCCGGUGUUCGCGGGGUCCGACAUGUCAAUCAACCUGCUAUCUGCCAAUCACGGGAAUGCCUGGAAUGUUCUGAUGCCGGGCAUCCUGGUGGUUGGCGGAGUGGCGGGCAGGGGGGUGGAGCAUUGGAAGUUAAGACCAGGUUCAGCUUUGGUUCUCUCUCUUACGUCUGGGCUUCACAAGAGAAGGUCACGAUUGGCUUGUGGGUUAUCUGUCAUCUUUUUGGCGUGUGCUACGGCCCAAACAGUAGCCUGUGUAAAGUUGGUUUAAUAAACCGUCAAUUCGCAAACUCAAGCCUCUGCCUGGACAAUGGUUCAUUUAUGAUCUAGUCAGGUCAUUACAGUAUUUAAAAAAACGGAAAUAUUACAUUUACAUAAGUAUUCAGACCCUUUACUCAGUACUUUGUUGAAGCACUUUUGGCGAUGAUUACAGUCUCGUGUCAGAUUUGGUGCUACGCUGCAAGCUUGGCACACCUGUAUUUGGGGAGUUUCUCCCAGUCUUCUCUGCAGACCCUCUCAGUGCUGUCAGGUUGGAUGGGUAGCUUCGCUGCACAGCUAUAUUCUGGUUUCUCCAGAGCUGUUCAAUCGGGUUCAAGUCCGGGCUUUGGCUGGGCCACUCAAGGACAUUGACUUGUCCCCGAAGCCACUCCUGCUUGUCUUGGCUGUGUGUUUAGAAUCAUUGUCCUUUUGGAAGGUGAACCUUCACCCCAGACUGUGGUCCUGAGCAUUCUGGAGCAGGAUUUCAUCAAUGAUCUCGCCGUACUUUGCUCCUUUCAUCUUUCCCUCGAUCCUGACUAGUCUCGCAGUCCCUGCAGCUGAAAAAUAACCCCACUGCAUGAUGCUGCCACCACCAUGCUUCACCAUAGGGAUGGUGCCAGGCUUCCUCCAUAUGUGACGCUUUGGCAUUCAGGCCAAAUACUUCAAUCUUGGUUUGAUCAGACCAGAGGUGCCUUUUGUCAAACUCCAAGCAGGCUGUCAUGUGCCUUUUACUGAGGAGUGGCUUCCGUCUGGCCACUCUACCAAAAAGGCCUGAUUAGUGGAGUGCUGCAGAGAUGGUUGUCCUUAUGGAAGUUUCUUCCAUCUCCACAGAGGAGCUAUGUCAGAGUGACCAUCGGGUUCUUGGUCACCUCCCUGACCAAGGCCCUUCCCCGAUUGCUCUGUUUGGCUGGGCGGCCAGCUCUAGGGUGAGUCUUGGAAUUAGUUUGGAACCGCCAUUUAAGUAUGAUGGAGGACACUUUAUUCUUGGACCUUCAGUGCUGCAGAAAUAUUUUGGUACACUUCCCCAGACCUGUGUGUCAACACGAUCCUGUCUCUGAGCUCUACGGACAAUUCCUUUGACUUCAUGGCUUGGUUUGUGUUCUGAGAUGCAUUAUCAACUGUGAGACCUUUAUAUAGACUGGUGCGUGCCAUUCCAAAUCAUGUCCAAUCAAUAGAAUUUACCACAGGUGGACUCCAAUCAAUUUGUAGAAACAUCAAGGAUAAUCAAUGGAAACAGGAUACACCUGAGCUCAAUUGAGUCUCAUAGCAAAGGGUUUGAAUACUUAUGUAAAUAAGGUAUCAUUUUUUAUAUACAUUAGCAAGAAUCUCUGAACCUGUUUUCACAUUGUCAUUAUGGGGUAUUGUGUGUAGAUUGAGGACAUUUAUCUAAUACAUUUUAGAAUAAGGCUGUAAAGUAACAAAAUUUGGAAAUUGGGAGGGGGUCUGAAUACUGUGGCGGUUUCAGCGGCAUGAUCUUUGCAGGGCAGGGUUUACACAUAAACACAUACCACCAGUCCACGUGAAGGGUUAACAUGGUUUAUUUUAUCAGGUACCGGCAGAGUUUGUGAUAUACAAAACUCAAACAAGCAAGGUAAAUACAUCGUCACCAGUCCUCCAAUCUUGGUCUUUGGGGGUUCACUCCGUGUUGAAAUCAUCAGUUCCUUUAUUCCGGUAAACCACCUUCUCCACUGUAUGCUCAGUCUCUCCAAUAGCCUCCUGUUCCUUCACCAGCUGGGGUCAAAUAAAAAAAAAAGGUCAAGAAAGCAAACCCAGGACGUGUUUAAGUAGAGGCCCUGAUUGGUUUCACUUGUCUGCAGUUUAGUCUCUAAAUACAACUGGAGACAGGUGUGGCUGUUCUGCUGCAGUCCGGAAGUUUCGCCUGAGCUGUCCAUGGUCCUGCCUCUGGGGAAUACUUCCCAUUGCUGUCUAUGGUCCUGGUAGCCAGAAAACACGGAAACCUCGCAGGCACAUACCGUCCAUCCACAACACAACCCCUGAAACCGCUACAAUAGACUCCGGAUGCAUUACAGGAUGAUCUCUUUGAUUGUUGUAUAAUUUCUUCUUGCGUCUACGUGCUCUUCUCCCUCACCUUCUCCCUUUUCUUGUGGAAUUCAGUGCACAACACAUCAGCAAUCUGUGACCAUGCGAAAAAACCUUUCCAUGCCAAACCUUCAUAUCAUAACUGCUAACCUCUACACACAGCCUACAUCGUUGUCACCAUAUUAUAACGCCAUAGUCAACAUAGCUACUAGAUCUAAAGUCUUAGCAAACCUGCUACAAUCAUGCAGUACUAUAUACAGUCAGCAAAUAGUUUAGCAGUUGCACUGGCAGGCUUCGGUGGCAAUAAAUUAAUAAAACCAAAAUCUUACCUUGACUUGGAAGACUUCAAGUGUUGGAUAGCUAUAGGCAGCUAGCUAACAUUGCAUCCCUCUCUGUUUGAGCCAGGUGUUUGAGUAGGCUAAACUAGCCAGCUGCAUUCACUAGCUAAGUAAGUGAAAGUGGAAAUAUGAAAUAUAACUAGUUCUCUCUUUCUUGCAACCACAUUUUAUGCACUGCAGUGCCAGCUAGCUAUAGCUUAUGCUUUCAGUACUAGAUUAAUUUUAGAAUCCUUUGAUUGUGGGGAGACAUGUCAGUUCAUGCUGCAAGAGCUCAAGAUGGGUUGGAGGAUGUUGUCAUAAUUACUGUGUAAGUCUAUGGAAGGGGGUAAGAACUACAAGCCUUCUAGGUUUUGUGCUGAAGUCAAUGCACCCAGAGGAGGAUGGAGGCUAGCUGUCCUUCGGCUACAACAUGGUGCUACCCUACAGACUGAUGUUGGGGCUACUGUGGACCUUCAUUGCAAAACAAUAUGUUUUAAUCACUUAUUUGGUGACAUGAAUAUAUUUAGUUUAGUGUUAUCUAAAAAGGAACAUUAAAAAAAAAAUCUGAAAUUCUUCAGAGCAGGACAGUCCUCCCCCAAGGAGCCUCUGCUGCUUAAAUGUCAUUUUAACGUUUGCAAAGUACCAAUGUGCAAAAUAGCCUGAUGCCAGCUAUUUGCCCUGGGCAUUAGAACAUGAUGUCUGUAUUUGUGUGUGUGUGUGUGUGUGUGACAGAAGCCCUAUGCAGCAGUGGUGACAUUUGACAUGCUUCUCCGUCUAUGGUUAAACAAUGAAUUUGUUAAAGGAUAUUUUUGUGCACUGCACAGUUAAAACUAAUGCAUCCUACACUGAUAUAUUUAGUACAACGUCUCCAUAGAGUCUAUGGAAUCUAUAGCACACAUAGACAGUGGAUUCUUAAAGGCCCUAGGUUAUCAGGCAUGAAGAUCCAAAGUGUCAUGACGUUGGCCUGGGGGUAGGUUUAUGACAGUCAUAAAUACCUCUUCCCCCUUUUUCCUCUCUCUACCCUACUGAUGUGACAUUUGAAAACCCCUUGGUUAACAUAGAGAUUCUGGGAACAUCAGAAGGUGGGGGGAAUUGAACUAUAUUCUGGUAAUCCAACCAAUUGAACAUAUGCGGUGGUACUUAAUGAAUAGGAUGUCAGUUCGGUUGUCAUCUGAGACAUUCUUAUUAAUGACAGGAUGACAUAAACUCUACAGUGGAAAGUCUGCACAUUGUAGUUAUCGGAGUCACAUGGAAUUGUUGUUCAAUUUAAAUGUUUGAAUAUAAAAUUAUUGGUGAAGAGAUGAAAUGUAAUUUUAGCUUCCAAAUGAGAGAUUUGGGUUUUCAUAAGGUUAGGGCUCUGCUCAGUCAGUGGCCCGCCCCUGUGAAAAGACAUGGGUUAUAAAACUUUUCAAACACACCCUUCUCGCUCCACUAUUUAAAGUCUUGACGAAAAUGUAACCUCCUGUUCCGAGGAUGUGAGGAUGACGGUCCGAUGUCAGAAUGGUUCAGAUAAUAACUACAGAACGAAGCCAACCUCGGCGUGAGCUUUGGUUGCGAAUGGUAUGAACUUUGAACUCUUAUUCACUACAAAAGUGAUACCUCCUAGCCGUUGAGUUAGCAACAGCAGCUGUAAACGUAGGCUAGGAAAGAACAGACAGAGUAACCCGUCUACCACACAACAAUGUUACUACAACAUAUCCAAUUUACCACCAGAGACAUUCUUCAAAGGACUCGUUUGGGCAACACGGCCUUCCAUUUACCACCAACCUACCGAGGCGCAGCUCAGAGAAAAUAUUUAUUGCAUUUUCCUUUUCCAAAUGGGUGGUAUGCAUAAGAUAGAAUGCAUAAGAUACUUACUGUAUUUACGAUAGCACAGCUUCGCCCUUUGUUCCUCAGUUUUCCCGCUCUUUCACUCAAACCCAGACCCUUUUCUUUUGUGUAACAAGCUGUCAUAUCUGUUCGGUCCACCAGGGACGUUUUCCUUUAUGACAAUUUGUAAUCAAGGUAUAAUUCAUUCUGUGUAUAUGUAAUUCUUUGUGAUUUAGUUAGGUAUUUAGUAAAUAAAUAAUUAAACCCAAUUUUGUAUUACUAAUUCAACUUGUUAGCCAGGGUUCGUGAAGAUAACCAAUAAUUCACAACUUUCUGAUGAGACUGAAUUAAGGUGACGAUUAAUAUUGACUGCUAUUGAUGUAAAAUAUUACUAGGUCUUUAUGAGUUUAUUUGGAAGAUAACAGCUCUAUAAAUAUUAUUUUGUGGUGCCCCGACUCUCUAGUUAAUUACAUUUACAUGAUUAGCUCAAUCAGGUAAUAUUAAUUACUGAGAAAGGAUUUUAUAGAAUAGCAUGUCAUAUCACUUAAUCCGGCAUAGCCAAAGACACGACAAAAGCAAGAUAGUGUUACUGUUAUCCAGUUGGUUUUGAAAUCGAUCUCCUAUUGUGCACCCCAAUACAUAUCAGACGUGCUGUUGAGUUGUGUACCCAGUAAGUCCCUCAGGUUCUCAGGUUCUCUGGGACUGGCCUUUUAGUUACCUUUAGUUACUAUGCCCCCUGCGUCUGGAAUAGCUUGCCAGAGCACCUGAUGGGGGCCGAAACUGUGGACAUAUUUCAAAGAGAUCUUAAAACACACCUUUUUAGCUUGGCUUUUCAUUAGGGUGCUUUUUUGAGUCUUGCAUUUUUUAUUGUUAUUCUUUUGUUUUUAUCCUGUUAUGUUUGUUCUGUAGUAAAUACACUACUUGGUCAAAAGUAUGUGGACCCUCGUUUCUGGUUGGUAGGUGAUCAAAUACUUAUGUCAUGCAAUGAAUUGCAAAUUAAUUACUUAAUGUUUUAGAUUCCGUCUCUCACAGUUGAGGUGUACCUAUGAUAAAAAUUUCAGACCUCUACAUGCUUUGUAAGUAGGAAAAACUGCAAAAUCAGCAUACUUGUUCUCCGCACUUAACACCAGGAAAUCAACUCCAAGUGAUUUUAAUUUGGGACAUCUGUUCCCAAUUAUUUCCACGCAUAAUAGAGACACGUGAUCAUAUACCAAUAUAAGCAAGGUUUGAAAUGAUUAUGUUUUAGUCAAAUAUUAUCUCUGUUUGGGCUUCUUGUAGUCAACUUGCAGUCUACAAAUUAUUUGUAAUUAUGUUCCGAUCAUCCACUCAAUAAAAAAAAUCUUAGUCAAGUUGAUGAUCCCGGUUCUACGCCUUAUCAUGAGGUAUUCUAACUUGGGUGAGCAGUACCUCGAGAUUGACUUAAUUUUAGAGAUUGCGCACCAGCUGUUGUUAACAAAGAGACACACCUCCCCCAGGGAGCCUUUCUGUCCUGCUGGUGCAUAGAAAACCAACUAGAUGUAUAUUAUCCAUGUCCUUGUUCAGCCACGACUCUGAGAAAUAUAGGAUAAUACAGUUCUCCAGUGAUGUGUUAUUUUGCCAAUAGAAUGGAGGGAAAAGGCGGUUUAUUUACUCGCCAACGUAGUUUUGUCAGGGUGUCUGCAAGUCGGCCUCUCUAACACACUACCUUCCUUUCCCGAGUCUCAGGGAUUAGGGCCUUGUCUGGGGUGAGCAGAUUAUCCUGCACUGCCGACUUGUUGAAGUAGAAAUCAUCAUCCAAAUCGAGUCGCCCAGAGUGAGGCCCAGGCAGGAGCCGGCUGCUGCUGACCACGGCACCAUGAUGGAGGGGGGCAUGCAGCUGCUGAACCGUGACGGCCACAGCAUCUCGCACAACUCCAAGCGCCACUACCACGACUCGUUUGUGUCCAUGAACAGGAUGCGCCAGCGUGGCCUGCUCUGCGACAUCGUGCUGCACGUCUCCAACAAGGAGAUCAAGGCGCAUAAGGUGGUGCUGGCCUCCUGCAGUCCCUACUUCCAUGCCAUGUUUACAAAUGAGAUGUCGGAGAGUCGUCAGACCCACGUGACCCUGCAUGACAUUGACCCCCAGGCGUUGGAACAGCUGGUUCAGUAUGCCUACACGGCAGAAAUCGUGGUGGGGGAGGGCAACGUGCAGACAUUGCUUCCAGCGGCCAGCCUGCUGCAGCUCAACGGGGUGAGGGACGCCUGCUGUAAGUUCCUCCUCAGCCAGCUGGACCCUUCCAACUGCCUGGGCAUCCGCAGCUUUGCCGACACGCACUCCUGCAGCGACCUGCUCAAGUCUGCGCACAAGUACGUCCUGCAGCACUUUGUGGAGGUGUCCAAGACUGAGGAGUUCAUGCUGCUGCCGCUAAAGCAGGUAUUAGACCUGAUCUCCAGUGACAACCUGAAUGUACCGUCAGAAGAGGAGGUAUACCGGGCCGUGCUGAGCUGGGUCAAACACGACAUAGAUGGGCGCAGGCAGCACGUACCCUGGCUGAUGAAGUGUGUGCGUCUGCCCCUGCUGCGGAGGGAUUUCCUCAUGAGCAACGUGGACACGGAGCUGCUGGUGCGCCACCACUCUGAGUGCAAGGACCUGCUCAUCGAGGCCCUCAAGUACCAUCUUAUGCCCGAGCAGAGGGGUGUGCUGAGUAACAGCCGUACCCGGCCGCGCCGCUGCGAGGGCGCCAGCCCCGUGCUCUUCGCCGUCGGGGGCGGCAGUCUGUUUGCUAUCCACGGUGACUGCGAGGCCUACGACACGCGGACUGACCGAUGGCACAUGGUGGCAUCCAUGUCCACUCGGCGGGCACGUGUGGGCGUGGCGGCCAUUGGCAACAAGCUGUACGCUGUGGGAGGGUAUGACGGCACCUCAGAUUUGGCCACAGUGGAGUCCUACGACCCUGUCACCAACUCCUGGCAGCCUGAGGUUUCAAUGGGGACGCGACGGAGCUGUUUGGGCGUGGCAGUGUUGCACGGCCUCCUGUACGCCGCCGGUGGUUACGACGGAGCUUCCUGUCUCAACAGUGCAGAGCGGUACGACCCUCUCACCAGUACCUGGACCUCCAUCGCUGCCAUGAGCACCCGAAGGAGAUACGUCCGUGUGGCCACUCUAGAUGGCAGUCUGUAUGCAGUAGGAGGAUAUGAUAGCUCCUCACACCUAGCAACAGUGGAAAAAUAUGAACCACAGAGUAACGCAUGGACAGCCAUCGCCAAUAUGCUAAGUCGACGCAGCAGUGCCGGGGUGGCCGUGCUGGAGGGCAUGCUCUAUGUCGCCGGGGGCAACGAUGGCACCAGCUGCCUAAACUCGGUGGAGCGAUUCAAUCCCAAGACCAAUGCCUGGGAGGGCGUGGCGCCCAUGAACAUCCGCAGGAGUACCCACGACCUGGUGGCUAUGGACGGCUGGCUGUACGCGGUGGGCGGCAACGACGGCAGCUCCAGCCUCAACUCCAUUGAGAAGUACAACCCGCGCAGCAACAAGUGGGUGGCGGCCUCCUGCAUGUUCACGCGGCGCAGCAGUGUGGGGGUGGCCGUCCUAGAGCUGCUCAACUUCCCGCCGCCUUCAUCGCCCACACUCUCUGUGUCCUCCACCAGCCUUUGACACGGGGCUAAGCUCUGGCUGACCUCAGCCUCAA